AUGGCUUCGAAGAGGAAGCGAGACGUGGAUGACAUAAGCGAUGAAGAGAUGGACCAUCAAUUCAAGCAGAGGAGAACGCUACCGGCUCUGCCUAUUAGGACCACGCCGCCGAAAUUUGCCCGACGUUUUGGUUCAACACUUGCGUCGUCCGUUCCACCAGCUCCUCUCACGCCAAUCGAUACUAGUGAAGAUGAGAGUCUCACGGACGAGUACCACGAUGUCUUCGACGGCGAUCGAUGGAAACACAUCUCGCAAGGCAGCAGCAUCAGCACCAAUUCUACAUCAUCACUUAAGGUCAACGUCGACCUUGCUCAACACGGCGAUGAUAAAGGCAUGAUGCUAUCACCACCACCACCUCGGCCACGCUUCGGACGGGCUAGAUCCAACGACCUUGUAUCUCCAGCUCAUCUGACCACAUCGUUCCCUUCGCUUACCGCCCCAUCGCAGCCCAACCAGCUCAACGACCGUAUGCCAACACCAGUUGCUUCAUCCUUCGACAACCGGACCGACAGUCGCGGCAGCGUUCUAUCACAAGCACCUCGUCAGUCAUUCCCACCACUGCGAAAGUUCUUGAGUCCCAUGAUGGAGCAAGACGCAUGGGGCACGUCCAACGAGGGUGGUCUGCCCAGCCCCGUCGAGGACUCGAUGCAGUACGACAGUCCGAUCAGUGCCGAUGUCUUAAUGGGCUAUGAGCAAACGAGUGCCGGCAUGAUUGGGCUUAACAUGUCCUGCGAUGACGAUAAGAUGAUGGAAGAUACACCCAGCCUUGCUACAGCGCAGCUCGACGGCCAGACGAGAGUCCACGCCCGUCAGCAUUCACGUGGAAAAGGGAGCAUUGCGAAGCUGCACAUGGGCUUUCUGGCAGGGUGCAGCAAAUGCGAGCAGAAAGUGCCGGGUCACUACUCUCACAUCUUACGGACUUGA
Cyphellophora attinorum is the source of this 924-nucleotide messenger RNA. RefSeq lists its product as uncharacterized. The coding region runs from base 1 to 924 and encodes 307 amino acids. NCBI's taxonomy places the organism in Eukaryota, Fungi, Ascomycota, Eurotiomycetes, Chaetothyriales, Cyphellophoraceae. The record is from RefSeq and is a predicted model, not a curated record. The transcript has a single exon.